AUGGCUACAAAAAAUGAAAUAGUGGUCACUGCUAAAGAUACCCUGGAUGCGGUAGAACUCGAUAAUUCUUUAGAUAAUCCGAGUGAUACUAUAAAUAAAUAUGACAGAUUUACCAGAAAUCAAAAAAGAUUAUACUUGUUUAUCGUCACAGUAGCAUGCUUCUUAUCUCCAAUAAGUACCACCAUGUUUUUACCUGCGGUUCCAGAGAUUGCAGCACAAUUCCAUACCACAGGGACUACCAUAAAUAUUUCCAAUGCAGUUUAUUGUGUGGUAAUGGCUAUCUCUCCAUUAAUAGUGGGAACGUUAUGUAAAAGUUACGGAAAGAGAUAUAUGAGCUUGGUUUGCUCUUUGGGAUAUUCCAUUGCUUCCUAUGUAGUAAGUCAAUCACAGAACUUGACGAUGUUUUUCAUUUUCAGAGCAUUCAUGGCCAUAUUUGGUACCGCUUACUUUAGUAUUGGUUCGAUGAUUGUGGCAGAUAUUUACAUCCCUGAAGAGAGAGGUACAGCUUCAGGACUUUUGAUGUUAGGUGCACAAGCCGGACUAGCAAUCGCAGCAGUAUUUGGUGGUAUUAUAACACAUUACAGUAAAUGGAACACCAUUUUUUUGCUUCUUGGAUCCAUGGGGGCUUUUGUAUUUAUACUUUCAUUUAUGUUUUUGAAGGAGACAAGUGUCACCGUUGAAUUAUUUGAGUACAGAAAAGAAACAGGGAAGAAAUUCAAAUUCUUCACUUUUAAUCCAUUUCGUCCCGUCAUUUUGACGAGAUUCUUACCAGUAUUUCUCAGUUGUUUUGCUCCUGGAGUGAUUCUUUAUAAUAUGUUUUGCUUAUUAGUACCUAUAACCUAUGUCAUCAAGGGAAAUCUUCACAUAGAAUCCACUAUCCUAAUCUCAUUAUUCUACUUAGCUCCUGGAACUGGAUUCGUAAUUGGUAGCAUUUUAGGUGGGUGGUAUUCUGAUUACACCGUUAGAAAGUUCAAAAAGAUGAGAGGUAGAAGAAUUCCUGAGGAUAGAUUGAGUGCGUCAUUGAUAUUCUUGGGGUUCUUUUCCCCAAUAUCAAUUUUGAUAUAUGGUUGGAGUUUGGAAAAGGAUCUAGGGGGCAUUGCUCUUCCCGUUAUAAUGAUGUUUAUAAAUGGAAUUUCCCAAUGUAUGGCUAUCCCUAAUGUUAAUUCUUAUUCAAUAGAUGCAUCUCCCCAAAUAGCUCCCGAUUGGAUAGCAAAUAGUUUCUUUUUAAGAUUUUUAUUUUCUGCUGUUGCAAACGGUACAGUUUUGGUUCAAAUAAAUACUAUAGGAAUUGGCUGGACAUGUACAAUUACAGCUUUUAUUUUGUGGUUAGGGUUUACUACCACAGGUAUAUUGUUCCUAUGGGGUGAGAAGUUAAGGAAUAGACUGUUUCCUCAAUUCCAGGAUCAGUGA
Messenger RNA from Yamadazyma jaroonii, 1410 nucleotides. Lineage: Eukaryota; Fungi; Ascomycota; Pichiomycetes; Serinales; Debaryomycetaceae. The record is from the annotation of a GenBank genome assembly.